This is a messenger RNA of Doryrhamphus excisus (bluestripe pipefish), 3446 nucleotides long. NCBI's taxonomy places the organism in Eukaryota, Metazoa, Chordata, Actinopteri, Syngnathiformes, Syngnathidae. The record is from RefSeq and is a predicted model, not a curated record.
UUUAAUAGAUAAACUGACGACAGUAGUUGGAAAGCUAACUACUGUUGCUUUGUAGUGGAUUUGCUACUGUGCACCCGACAGGUGUGAACGUAACUUCGAAACGUACAAAAAAUAAACAAUGAUCAACAGUGAGUUGUAUAUGUAGAAUAUAGGGUUUAGUACACUUUACCUGUACUCGUAGUGCUUAAAGACUCCUUUAUUGAGUAGUAUAACGCUAAAGUAGCGUUCGCGUUCUACUGUAGCAUAGCUUGAGAAGCUAGUAGGCUAAUUGUGAAUUCUGGUUUCUAAUAGCAACUAUAUACGCCGAAGACAUCGGAGCACUUGAUAGAGGACACCCUCGUACCCACAGACGGAUUCAAACACGUUGUUAAUCAGGAGGCGUGGAUUCACCCAAAAUGUGACCUAGUGUAAAGGCUAAUCUGUUAGCAAACCCCCACUCCUCCGCCCUUGUGCGUGACGUUAUCACAUUAUUAACCCAUCCACUACGAAGACAGACCCUCCUCUUGUUCGCAUUGGCUCGCAAAUGGAAUGGAUUUAAACCUGUGCUAUGGUGUGCUAGCAGCGCCAUAUGGCUUGCAUCUUCUGACAAAUCCUCCCAAAGGUGGACAUAGAAGUGUAGGAACAGCCUAUGGACAAUCUACUCCUCACUUGAAUGCUGAAGCGGACCAUAGACACUGGAGAUGACAACUGCCAUGGAGGACACCCAUUCCAAGCCCGCCACCCCCGAACCCAGUCCAGCACCCAGUCCAGCACCCAGUCCUGCACGAAGUCUUGCACGAAGUCCUGCGCGCAGUCCUACACCCAGCCCGCUGCUGGACAGGAUACCUUUUCCAGCAGGAAACCAUGUGGAGCAUCUGAAUGUGAACCAGAUCCAGGUGGUGGUGCGGCGCUGUUCCAGUCCAAAUGUCACAGAGGAAACAACCUAUUUUAUUCCUCGUAACCCUGUGGUCGAUGCCGGCACAAACACAGAACCACCACUUGUUUGCUGCCCCUUGCUUCAUAGAUUUUGCCCCUGUCCUCCGAGAGGCCUGGUGGCCUCUGUCAUAACAAAAGUCCUUUUGGCUGCGGUGCUCUUUGGAGUGGUGUGGUCUGUCACAGAGGACGAAUGCCUUCCAGGGGGUAACCUGUUUGGCAUUACGGUGCUUUUCAUCUGUGCAGUCAUUGGUGGCAAACUAGUGGAGCUCAUCCGGUUGCCCAGACUUCCACCCUUCCCUCCACUUCUUGGUAUGCUGCUGAUGGGCUUCAUGCUGAGAAAUAUCCCAGUAAUAACAGACGGAGUGUAUAUUAACUACAGGUGGUCGGCAUCCCUCAGGAACAUUGCCCUGGCGGUCAUCCUGGCCAGAGCUGGUCUGGGUUUGGAUCCCUCGGCUUUAAAGAAACUAAAGUCAGUGUGUCUGCGUGUGGCAAUGGGUCCCUGCAUCAUUGAGGCCUGCACCAUAGCUCUGGUCUCUCACUUCCUUAUGGGUUUGCCCUGGGUGUGGGGCUUCAUCCUCGGCUUUGUACUCGGGGCCGUGUCGCCAGCAGUUGUGGUCCCCUCCAUGCUGCUGCUGCAAAAGGAUGGCUACGGAGUAGAGCAGGGUAUCCCCACUCUGCUAAUGGCAGCAGGCAGCUUUGACGAUAUUCUAGCCAUUACUGGGUUCACCACAUGCUUGGGCAUGGCCUUUGCUACAGGGUCCACUUGGUACAACAUCUUGAGAGGUGUGCUGGAGGUGGCCGGUGGUCUCUUCGCUGGAAUCCUCCUUGGUUUCCUCAUUCAAUACUUUCCCAGCCUUGAUCAGAAACACUUGGUGAUGAAGCGAUCCUUCUUGGUGCUCGGCCUGUCCGUCUUUGCUGUGUUUGGCAGCGGUGUUGCCGGUUUUCCUGGCUCUGGAGGCCUCUGUACUCUGGUAUUGGCAUUCCUGGCCGGUCUGGGAUGGGGUGCAGAAAAGUCACGUGUGGAGGAAGUGGUGGGCUGGGCGUGGGAUGUGUUCCAGCCGCUUCUCUUUGGCCUCAUUGGAGCAGAGAUACGAGUGUCUGAGUUGGAAGGACACAUAGUUGGUCUGGGUAUAGCCUCUCUCCUUAUUGCCCUGCUGGUUCGACUCCUUUUCACCUACGUGUGUGUGUUGUUUGCCGGCUUUAACGUAAGAGAGAAGGUUUUCAUUGCUCUGGCCUGGAUGCCCAAAGCCACAGUGCAGGCAGCCAUUGGCUCGACAGCUCUCGACACAGCCAGGACAAAGGAGGACGGACAGCUGCAGAAGUACGGCAUGGAUGUGCUGACUGUGGCCGUGCUUUCCAUCCUCCUCACGGCGCCAGUAGGAGCCCUUAUCAUAGGUCUGUGCGGGCCUUGUCUACUGCAAAAGCCAAAGAACUCAGCCUGUGGUGAGCGAGUCAAACCGAAUUUAUCAGCUUUUUUUUUAGGCACUGCGGCUGGAAGCGAUGAGGACAACGAAACGCCGGUCACCUAUGAAAGCACACUCUGACAUCAGCAGUCUGUAUGCAUUUUGCAUUGGAGCAUAUGUUUUCGCCACUGAUAUCAUCAAAACAACAAUCUAUUUAUGGAUUUAGUUUUCCCCCAAGUAAAGUGAACAUAAUGUUCAUCUUUUUUUUUAUCUACUUAGACUCUGUAAGGCAGAGACAUCCAAAGUCUGACCUGGCGGUCCAUUUGCGGCCCCCAGCAUAUCAUAAAGAUGAACCCCACAUUACAAGGUAUGACACUAAUACUAAUAAAACAGAAAAGCAGUGGUUUGUAUAGAUAGACAUAUAAAUAUCAGGUUCUGAGUUAUAUUUUAAUUCAGAAGGGGGCAUGACAGAAAACGAUUAAGGUGUAAUAUGAUAAAGUGGCCCAUGGAUCCUUCAAUUAUGUAUGUGGAAAAACUUUGAACCCUUCUGCUGUAGGGAGACCUGUCUGAUACACUAUAUGCAAGUUGUCCUUUAGCCACUGAGUGGCCUGCUUUGUCCUGUCCACGUAUGUGAUGUGUGAAUGAGUGUGUAUUUAUAGCCACUGGGUAACCCCCAGGCCUCCAACAACCAAAUGACCCACAUCUGAGCGUGCGUGUGGCACACCAGAGGUAGUUUCAAGUUCUAGAUAUGUUCAUUGUAGUGUCAUGGCUGUGGUUUACGUUUUUAUUAAUUUAUUGUGUUAUAUUUAAAUAAGGCAAAAAGAUGAAUUUGGACUUCAUUGGUUAGAAAUAUUAAGGCGCAUAUGUUUGACACUGUAUUUUUUAAAAAUCAAAAUGUACAUACAAUAACUCAGGAAAAAGUAUAUAAGCCACAUUUUAUGUUUUUUUAGAAAUUGCUGCUCAACUCACACUUUUCUGUUUAAUAGCUCAUUGUUUUCUUAUAAGUAAUUUAUUACAUACAAUAAGUAUACAGUGUAACUUGAGAUGUCAUGUGUUUAAAUGAGCUAAUGCAAACUGUGUGCAGUAUUUAGAGUGCAGUGACAAUUAGAUUUUUUUUUACCAAAGAUU